UCAAAGCUGAACGCGGCCAUUGUUGAUUACUUUCCUAAGAUAGUGGAGACCACGUGUUGUUAACAUUUUAAAAACCGUGUUUACAAAAAUGACUAGAUAUGCAAGGGCAAAAGGAUCUAAAGCAUCAAAUGAAAGAUUACCCAAUGAAGCUACUCCAUGGAUGGUAAUGAAACAACAAUUAGAAGACAAAAACAAGGAAUCUUUGAAAAAGAAAAGAACAGCAAAGGAAUUGUUGAAGGAUUAUGAGGAAAAUGAGACCAACAAAAAUAUUAAUAACAAUUGGGCAGAAUUUAGUAAACAUCUCAGUGAAAAGAAGGAAAAGAAAAAAUCAUCAAAGGAAUCAAUAAAGCAUCAUGAAAGAGAUACAGAAGAUAGCAUUGCAAAUAGAAAUAUUAAUUCUGAUUUCUCAAAAUGUGAAAAGACACGCGAGAAAAAAGAAUGUAAGAAAUCAAAGUCAACUGAACUUUGUACAAAUACAAUAGAAAAUUCUAAAAAUAAUAAUAUUGUUGCAUCUAAAAAUAAUAGUAAAGAAAACUUACAACAAACAGAACACACAGAAGAUACAAGAAGCAAGCAAAUACAUGAUAAAAAAGGUAUGUUUCCUAAAAAAAAGAAACAAGAAAAAGAAGAACAAGAUUUCAAAGAUUCACCAUCUGAAGAGAAAGUAAAUCAAGAUGAAGCACAAUCAAAUUUUACUGUGUUAAGCAAACGACAAAAGAGGAAUCUUAAAAGAAAAUUGAAAACAACUAACAGUGGUUGCGAAGGUAAUAGUACAUCAGACAAAAUAUCUAAUUACAAAGGAAAAGAAAAGAAAAGUAAACAAGAAGGAAACUACAAAAGGAGAAAGCCAGAUAUUGGUGCUAUAAAAAUGAUAAUUAAUGGCGUAGAAACUGAAAUUGUCAAGUAUGAUGGAUUUCCUGUUAAAAAGGAAGAUGCAGAGAGACUAGCAGAUCUUAAACAACAAAUGACAAUGAAGGGUAUACCAAAACUUGAAAUAGAUAUAGCGAUAAAGCUGGAGAGGCGUAAGGCUGAGAAAGCCCUAUCACGCGUUAAAAAACACGUUUGCUUCAACUGUCGCAAAUCUGGACACAAUUUGUCAGAUUGCCCAGAGCUUGGCAACGAAGAAGGCACGGGCAUCUGCUUCAAAUGCGGCUCAACGGAGCACACGCAUUUUGAAUGCAAAGUCAACAAGGAUGCCACCUACAGAUACGCCAAAUGCUUUAUUUGUCGUGAACAAGGACAUAUUGCUGUGCAAUGUCCGGACAAUCCGCAAGGAGUUUAUCCCAAUGGUGGUUGUUGCAAAAUUUGCGGAGCUGUGACGCACUUGAAAAAAGAUUGCCCUGACUUGGUAAAGGCCAAAGAGGAAAACGCCAUUACAGUAGAAAAAAUUAAUGAUUCUGCUUUAGAAUCUUUAAGCGAAAUUGUUAAAGAAAAAGAUAACAAUGAUAAAGUGAAGACAAAAAAUAAGAUUGUCAAAUUUUAGGUAUAAUAUAUAUUUUA
Pseudomyrmex gracilis is the source of this 1500-nucleotide messenger RNA. RefSeq lists its product as uncharacterized. Bases 89 to 1483 code for a protein of 464 amino acids. Lineage: Eukaryota; Metazoa; Arthropoda; Insecta; Hymenoptera; Formicidae. The transcript has 3 exons. The record is from RefSeq and is a predicted model, not a curated record. Gene Ontology annotation, molecular function: nucleic acid binding; zinc ion binding.